Molecule: messenger RNA, 1575 nt
Organism: Neospora caninum
Lineage: Eukaryota; Apicomplexa; Conoidasida; Eucoccidiorida; Sarcocystidae
Product: putative dual-specificity phosphatase laforin
Exons: 4
Coding region: 1-1575 (524 amino acids)
Biological process (GO): protein dephosphorylation
Cellular component (GO): cytoplasm; nucleus
Molecular function (GO): carbohydrate binding; protein tyrosine phosphatase activity
Source: RefSeq, a predicted model, not a curated record
AUGCGCGUCCGCUUCAGCGUCAUUGCGUUCGUUCCUCCCAACGCCCAGCUCGGGGUUGUCGGCUCUGCACCGUUUCUAGGCGAGUGGAAGCUGGACCACUGCGUCCCGUUGAUGCCCUACUCGGCGCCCCAUCCUCAGGGCCUUGAGCCGAGCCUCUGGUUUCGAGAUAUCGAUAUCGAGCCCGUAGCUUGUUCUCCCAGCGAGUCGAAUGAUGUCCAUAGCUCGCUGCGGUCUACGUCCCACACGAACGCGGACCGGAGACGGUGUGGACAGUGGCAAGGCCGGCACUGCUUCGGGUCUCCCGUCUCUGCGCCGCCGUGCGUCGAAGCCUACCCUGGAGAUUGCCCUUUCGCUGUCGAGUUACUUUCGACUUCGCAGCGUGUACUGAGCGAGUACUCUAGGCAGAACUCGCUGGCGGCGUACCCUGCGGUAGAGCAGCGGUCGCGCACCUCCUUCUCCUGCGCGUCUUCGUCUUCCUUCUCGUGCACCUCAACCGCCGCGGUGGCGGCGACAAAGGGCGUGUGGGACGCCGCCGCCUAUCGAGUGGCCACGCGAGCCCCAGAUGUUCAGGCCGUGCUGGAGAGACACCCUCUGCGUCACUGCACGUUCGAGUACAAGUUUGUGCUCUGGUAUCCUCCGAAUGGCGAAACCGCCGUGCCGUACGUCCCCGCAACUGCAGGUGAACAAGAGCCCGCCACGUAUGCGGGAGACAGCGAGGUUCUGGACAAGGAAGAAGAAGGACGGGAGUCAACUCGAUCGUGGAGAAAGUGGCUGUUUCCACCGUCGCCCUCGAGAUGCCCGUCUUCUCCUGGACCGUCGGAAUCGGUCGUUUGGGAAGGUUUUGGACCGGACAGCAACCGGAAAUUUUGUUUCGAUCCUUUCGAUGUCGUCGUGGACGUCAACGAACUCGGCAAUCUCGAGUGUCUGUACAUCUGCCGAAUCGCGCACUUCCGGGACCCAAGAGCGGGAGGAGUCGGGGAGAACGACCUGACGACUCGCUUUUACAACGCAGUGAAGAGCGAAUGCCGAAUGCACUAUUCAACGAUAUUUCCGAGAUUCUUCGUCGGCUCUUGUCCUCGGCAGCUGAAGCACAUACUCCAUCUCAAAGAAGAGCUGAAGGUGACCUGCAUUGUUAACCUGCAAACGGAGCAAGAUCUGUGCAAUAAUUACCCGGAUCCGAUUGCCAGUUCUCGGUCAGCAGAAGCCGUGAGCCAUUUGUAUGACGGCUCUGGUCUUCGAUAUGUGUGGCUGCCGACGGCAGACAUGUGUGAUUCGGCAAGGAAAAUUGCAGUGGCCAAUGCUGCUUUUCUCCUCCUGGGUCUCGUCAAGAGCGGCCACUCGGUGUACAUCCACUGCAACGCUGGCGUUGGACGCAGCGUGGCCGCGGCGUGCGCCUUCCUGUGUUUUUCCGUCGGCCUAGAUUUGCGAAAAGCAAAUUUUUUGAUUUGCGCGAGGCGCCCGGUCGCCUACUGGGACGAGAAAGCCAUGAAAUACGGCAUCAGCGACUACCAGGCAAAGUUCGGUCAUUGUCGGAUCGUGGGAGAGGAAGCUAAGGAUGAGAGACAAUGCACUUAA